Molecule: messenger RNA, 1690 nt
Organism: Brassica oleracea var. oleracea
Lineage: Eukaryota; Viridiplantae; Streptophyta; Magnoliopsida; Brassicales; Brassicaceae
Product: probable receptor-like protein kinase At5g15080
Exons: 6
Coding region: 1-1539 (512 amino acids)
Biological process (GO): protein phosphorylation
Molecular function (GO): ATP binding; protein kinase activity
Source: RefSeq, a predicted model, not a curated record
AUGGCAAACAUCGAGAACCUCCAGUUCCCGGCAUUAAAAAUAACUGGCGAAAAUUACGUUGGGUGGGUCACAAACGUGAAACCAUAUCUGGUGAUGAAAAAGAUAACCGAAACAAUUGUAAUCGGUAACAAAUCACCACCCGAACAUAUAGCCGAAGCGAUAAUCUUCCUGAAGAAGCAUUUAGAUGAAAGUCUAACGCACGACUAUGCAAACGUCGAGGACCCAGCUGAACUGUGGCUAACUUUAAAAGAAAGGUUUGUUAACCAGAGACAAAUCAACCUUCCUCACGCUCUAGAAGAGUGGAAAAAUCUGAGGUUCCAAGAUUUUCAAAAGGUUGAGGAUUACAAUUCCGCUGUCCUGAGGAUAGUUGCACUCCUGAAAAAAUGCGGGUACACGAGAUUUUCUGAAUUGAUGGUUGCGCUCAUGUUAGCUGAAAAGAACAAUGAGCUCUUAAUCAAAAACUACAAUUCCCGGCCUACGGGAGCCAAAGCAUUCCCUGAAGUGAAUGCUACGGCGAUAGAAAAUUCGGAAAGAAGAAACCAUGCCAAUCGAGUUUUGCAGGCUGAGAUUAACUUCCUUGGGAACCUUCUUCAUCCUAAUCUAGUAAAGCUGGUUGGUUACUGCAUAGAAGAUGAUCAAAGACUGCUUGUUUACGAGUUUAUGCCUAGAGGAAGUUUGGAGAAUCAUCUUUUUAGAAGGUCGUUGCCACUUCCUUGGUGUAUACGGAUGAAGAUUGCGGUAGGAGCUGCAAAAGGUCUCAGCUUCCUCCAUGAAGAAGCUUUGAAGCCUGUCAUCUACCGAGAUUUCAAAACCUCAAACAUUUUACUUGAUUCAGACUACAAUGCAAAACUAUCUGAUUUUGGACUUGCCAAAGAUGCUCCUGACGAAGGCAAAACACAUGUUUCUACUCGUGUUAUGGGUACUUAUGGUUACGCUGCUCCAGAGUAUGUUAUGACCGGUCACUUGACGUCAAAGAGCGAUGUGUAUAGUUUCGGUGUGGUUCUACUCGAGAUGCUGACUGGACGACGGUCCAUGGACAAGAACCGACCAAACGGUGAGCACAACUUAGUGGAAUGGGCGAGACCGCACCUGCUUGACAAAAGGAGGUUUUACAAGUUACUUGAUCCGAGGCUGGAAGGUCAUUUCUCGAUCAAAGGCGCACAAAAGGUGAUUCAGCUCGCUGCACAGUGUCUUAGCCGUGACCCCAAGGUUAGGCCAAAGAUGAGUGAUGUUGUCGAAGCCCUCAAACCGCUUCCUCAUCUUAAAGACAUGGCGAGCUCUUCUUACUACUUCCAGACAAUGCAAGCCGAGCGUUUGAAAAACGGGUCGGGUCGGUCUCAGGGGUUUGGAUCAAGAAAAGGACAACCACAACCCGUGUUUAGGGCACUGUCUAGUCCCCAUGGAUCUCAAGGAGGAAACGGGUUUGGAUCAAGAAAGGGGCAGCCCCAACCUGUGUUUAGGACAAUGUCAAGUCCUCGUGGUGCGUCGCCUUACCGACCUCAGAUUCCUUCUCCGAAGCCUAAAGGAGCAACUACAUAGCGUUCUCUUGCGUGUGGACAUAGGGCACAGCGAAGAAAGGCUUCAAUGCUCAAAGCUUUAUCGUUUGCUUAAGCGGCAAGAGAUAUAUUUUUAACCAAUGUUACUGUAAACUCUUUUUAUUUAAUCGAUUAAUGUAAAAACGUUGUAAGAA